CCCCUCUUCCCCAGCGCUGAUUGUCACACAUUGUUUACUACGGCUUGAAAUGUGACUCACAACACCGGGCUAUCUGCUGGAGGACCGCUCUGACAACUGAGGGAUUCUUUUUGACGCGCGCCGUGCGUCUUGGUUAUUUGGGGACACGCCGUGGACACUACCCUUUUUUCUGCCAUGACAGUGGAUUUGCUUGCGCUUUUAUGCGUGCUGGUCACCGCAUCCUCCGCGAUGGAAGAGACCGUGAUGGACACUCGGGUGGCCACGGCUGAACUGGGCUGGACGGCGUAUCCUAAUUCUGGGUGGGAGGAGGUGAGCGGCUACGAUGAAAACCUCAACACAAUCAGGACCUACCAGGUGUGCAACGUCUUCGACCCCAGUCAGAACAACUGGCUCCUCACCACCUUCAUCGAUCGGCGUGGGGCGCAGCGCAUCUACGUGGAGAUCCGAUUCACCGUGCGCGACUGCAGCUCCAUCCCCAACGUGCCCGGCUCGUGCAAGGAGACCUUCAAUCUCUAUUACUACGAAUCGGACGCCGUCAUUGCCACCAAAGGCACGGCCUUCUGGAUGGAGGCGCCCUAUCUCAAAGUGGACACCAUCGCCGCGGACGAGAGCUUCUCGCAGGUGGACUUUGGCGGACGCCUGAUGAAGGUCAACACAGAAGUGCGAAGCUUUGGCCCGUUGUCUAAAAACGGCUUCUACCUGGCCUUUCAGGACUACGGCGCCUGCAUGUCUCUGCUGUCGGUGCGUGUGUUUUACAAGAAGUGCCCAAGUGUGGUGCAGAACUUUGCAAUCUUUCCAGAGACCAUGACGGGGGCAGAGAGCACCUCGCUGGUUAUCGCAAGAGGAGUCUGCAUUCCCAACUCCGAGGAAGUCGACGUCCCCAUAAAGCUGUACUGCAAUGGAGACGGAGAGUGGAUGGUUCCGAUCGGCAGCUGCACGUGCAAGGCCGGCUUUGAGCCCGACAACGGCAACGUGUGUCGAGCAUGCCCCCCGGGUACCUUCAAGUCCAUCCAGGGUCCAGGUCUGUGCCUACAGUGCCCUCCCAACAGCCGCUCCACAGCGGAGGCCGCCACCAUCUGCGUGUGCCGCAACGGCUACUACCGCGGCGACGGCGAUCAGCCGGACGAGCCCUGCACCAGUGUCCCAUCCAGCCCACGGAACGUCAUCUCCAUAGUGAACGAAACGUCUGUGAUCCUGGAGUGGCACUCUCCCAGGGAAACGGGCGGCCGCCAGGACGUCGUCUACAACAUCGUGUGCAAAAAGUGCCGGGCCGACCGGCGCUCCUGUUCCCACUGCGACGACAACGUGGACUUUGUCCCUCGACAGCUGGGUCUGACUGACACCACGGUGUUCAUCAGCAACCUGUGGGCCCACACUCUCUACAGCUUCGAAAUACAGGCUGUCAACGGAGUGAGCAAUAGGAGCCCGUACCCUGCUCAGCACGUCUCCAUCGAUAUCACCACCAACCAGGCUGCACCCUCCAUAGUUCCCAUCAUGCACCAGAUCAGCUCCACAAUGAAUAGCUUCACGCUGUCUUGGCCACAACCAGAACAGCCCAAUGGCAUCAUCCUGGACUAUGAACUGCGCUACUACGAAAAAGACCAUGCAGAGAUAAACUCCACCAUCCUGAGGAGCCAAACCAACACCGCGCGGGUGGAGGGCCUCAGGCCGGGUACGGUCUACGUGGUACAGGUGCGGGCGAGGACUGUGGCUGGCUUUGGCAAAUACAGCAGCAAGAUGUGCUUCCAAACCCUCACAGAUGAUGACUUCAAGUCUGAGCUGAGGGAACAGCUUCCACUGAUUGCGGGGUCAGCGGCAGCAGGAGUGGUCUUCAUUGUUUCCCUCGUCGCUAUCUCCAUUGUGUGCAGCAGGAAAAGGGCAUACACCAAGGAGGCGGUGUACAGUGACAAGUUGCAACACUACAGCACAGGAAGGGAACUCUCUUUGCGAGCCGACAUGUCUAACUGCCCCUCCCCACUGGGCUGCCCGACCCACUUCUCAGGCUCCCCGGGGAUGAAGAUCUACAUUGAUCCAUUUACCUACGAAGACCCCAACGAAGCCGUGCGAGAAUUCGCAAAGGAGAUCGACGUCUCCACCGUCAAGAUCGAGGAGGUCAUCGGUGCAGGUGAAUUUGGGGAGGUUUACAAGGGCCGUUUGAAGCUGCCUGGCAAGCGGGAGAUCUAUGUGGCUAUCAAGACCCUGAAGGCGGGCUACGUGGAGAAACAGAGACGCGACUUCCUGGCCGAGGCGUCAAUCAUGGGCCAGUUUGAUCACCCAAAUAUUAUCCGUCUGGAGGGCGUAGUAACAAAGAGCCGUCCGGUCAUGAUCGUCACAGAGUUCAUGGAGAAUGGUGCCCUUGAUUCUUUCCUCAGGCAAAAUGACGGUCAGUUCACGGUGAUCCAGUUGGUAGGAAUGAUGCGUGGGAUCUCAGCUGGGAUGAAAUAUCUCUCAGAAAUGAACUACGUCCACCGUGACCUUGCUGCACGGAAUAUUCUGGUCAACAGCAACCUGGUGUGUAAAGUGUCUGACUUUGGCCUGUCCCGCUACCUACAAGAUGACACCUCUGAUCCCAGCUACACCAGCUCUCUGGGUGGGAAGAUCCCGGUGCGGUGGACAGCACCAGAGGCCAUUGCUUACAGAAAGUUCACCUCAGCCAGUGACGUUUGGAGCUACGGCAUUGUCAUGUGGGAAGUGAUGUCUUUCGGAGAGAGGCCUUAUUGGGACAUGUCCAACCAGGAUGUGAUUAACGCCAUCGAACAGGACUACCGUCUGCCCCCACCUAUGGACUGCCCCAGUGCUCUGCACCAGCUGAUGCUGGACUGUUGGCAGAAGGACCGCAACGUACGACCUCGCUUCAGCGACAUUGUCAGUACCCUGGACAAGAUGAUCCGUAAUCCCACCAGCCUCAAAGCUGUAGCCAACAUCCCUGCAGUGCCUUCCCAGCCACUGUUGGACAGAUCCAUUCCUGAUUUCAACACCUUCAGCUCAGUAGAGGACUGGCUUGCUGCCAUCAAGAUGAGCCAGUACAGAGACAACUUCCUAAACUCAGGUUUUACUUCCCUGCAGCUGGUGGCUCAAAUGACCUCAGAGGACUUGCUGAGAAUAGGAGUGACCCUGGCAGGACACCAAAAGAAGAUCCUCAGUAAUAUCCAAACCAUGAGGGUGCAGAUGAGCCAGUCACCCACGAAUAUGGCAUGACUACAGGGGGCGCUGUGCCAUGGCGAAGGCAGCAUUCGUAGGACCAACAAAGACGGCGGCCCACGAAUGACCCCUGAUCCAUCGGAACGCGCCAGAAUCGAGACAAUUGUCUUAAUCUAAUCAACUACCACGACAACAGGAGACCAGGGUCUACGCUAUCACAUGAUCAACACUCAUCACACGCCCGGAGAUCAGGGUCCAGACUUGAUACCGUUUCUCCAUUUAUCCACAAUAAAAGAAGGAAAGGAAAGAUAUCAGUAGAUGUGGUUAUGGACGCCAUUCAAGUCAUUUUAAACCAAAAUAACUCCAACAAUCCGACAUGAAACAGGGACUCCCUCACAAUUCCAAACUGUGUGGUAAAAUGAGUGAUAUCGUACUUUUUAAAAUAUCUGGACUUGAAGAUGUUGUAAACAAAAGUGUGAGACAUUUAGAAACAACUUGUAACCUGUGAUUUUUACUGUCGUCAAUGUGUGCAAUGAAGAUGCCUUGACCUGGCCAGAAAUCAGUCCAAGAAGAAAAAGCAAUUACCAAUAGGAAUAAUUAGAGGGAGAAGUUGAUACAGGGAUGUACAGUGGAGCACCGAUUUCAACUUUCACACUUCAUAAUUUGCUUAAAAAAUGUAUCGUAAAUGAACUGGUAAAAUUUAGAGCCAGUUAUAUUUUUGACUUUUAACAUCUGUUCUUUUGUUUGUUGUUUCCGCCCACUCAUAUUUAAACUUAAAAACUACCUGUGGGAAGCUGGGUGGAGGACUUCUCAACCAGCCCCACCCAGAUUCAUAGAAUAUAAAUAUGUUUAUCUCUUGCUUAUUAUGAUUAUAUAUUUCAUAAUAAACCUUCAUAUUGAAGGUGAUAUGUAUGAAUAUGUAUGUACAGAACUCUCUGCUUGCAUUUUUGGCAAAGACAUGCUUGUUGGCUAGAUUGUGAUAGACACAUGACGCAAUGUGUACAUUCUUCAAGGUGCCCUGGUUCCCUUCACGUGACCGUGACAACAGACACUGGGUUGUACCUGGGAAACAAGGACAAUCUGACUGGAUCUUAAGCUGAGGAAAACAUUAAAGGAACCGUAGAAAAAUAAUUGGUAUUGUACAUCUAUAUGACAAUUGCUGUAGGAGUUAAAAUAAUUGACAAAAUAUCCGUUUUAUUGGAGAUCAUGUUUAAUGUGGCUGUACACAUUCUGUCUUUUGCUGGUCAGCACUUACUUGUACAGAUAUGUCUUAUGUUUUUAUUCAUUUUUGUUCUAUUGUUACGUGUAUUGAGAGUGCUGAGCAACAUCCAGAAGGGAAGGAAACGCCACGCCUCGGCCGGCCCAUAUCUACGAAUGUGGACUCGAUAUACACACACACACACAUAUUGAAACACAAACACACAAUUUGUGUCACACGUUUACAUGCACGUACACACCGUGUGAACACUCGGAGUUACUGUGGGAAGCCUGCGCAGGAGCAGGUCAAAUCUUUCCAGGGGACCAGCUACAGCAUCCACCGUGUGGUACACAGCGGAUGCUGAGGAUGGAAUAUUAGCGCGCACAUUUCAUUUUUGGGGUUUAUUCGAGAGAGUGAAUGUAUGUGUGGGAGCAUAACAGGCACAUUUGUGUGUGUACAGACAUUUAUAUGUGAACAGGUACACUGUUUAAGAGCGUGAACAGUUUUUUCUUUUUUUCUGUAUAGCUACCACUUGUAAAUUGUGACAAGUACGUGUCAAGAGUUUGUAAACUGUAACUUUCUGAGAAAUAUUGUACUAAAAUGCACUCAAUAAACGCCUUGAAAAACAAGUCAA
This is a messenger RNA of Pungitius pungitius (ninespine stickleback), 4973 nucleotides long. Its product is annotated as ephrin type-B receptor 1-B. Bases 175 to 3198 code for a protein of 1007 amino acids. Gene Ontology annotation, molecular function: protein binding; transmembrane-ephrin receptor activity; ATP binding. NCBI's taxonomy places the organism in Eukaryota, Metazoa, Chordata, Actinopteri, Perciformes, Gasterosteidae. The transcript has 17 exons. Gene Ontology annotation, cellular component: plasma membrane; dendrite. The record is from RefSeq and is a predicted model, not a curated record. Gene Ontology annotation, biological process: axon guidance; ephrin receptor signaling pathway; protein phosphorylation.